AUGGUAACGUACGAGCUAUUCCGAAGUAGCCGGCGAAUUAAAUUGUUCAGUGCUUUUUCCAAACCAAAUGGCAGUGUUCAUUUCAUCGGAGAUGUAAGGAAAGCGAGAAGAAGUAAAAGUAAAGGUGCGAAGGAGUUUUGCAACGAUACAAAGGCCUCUAGUGAAUUGGCAGAUCAUCCGCCGACGAAACUGACGCGGAAACCUAAUGAAAGACGUAGAGUUUGGAUUUUAGAUUACAGGACCGCUAGGGGGAAUUGA
Molecule: messenger RNA, 258 nt
Organism: Necator americanus (New World hookworm)
Lineage: Eukaryota; Metazoa; Nematoda; Chromadorea; Rhabditida; Ancylostomatidae
Exons: 3
Coding region: 1-258 (85 amino acids)
Source: RefSeq, a predicted model, not a curated record